AUGGCAUCUGAGGCGCUCUAUAAAGUGGGGGAUGGGGAGGAGGCCAUAAUGAAGAAGGAAAUUCUCAAUGUUGUAAAUGCACUAGAACAACUGCCGAAGCCCUUUACAAACCCCAAGUUCAAGAAACGGACUGUCGCCACCAAAGGACUCCCGCUUUCCUCAAGAGGCAGUUUGGUUAAGUUAUUGGAGCAAGAUACCAUCAAUUUUGAGAAGGCAAUGCCAUUGGAGGAUUCUGAGUGCAGCUCUGACGACACCAGCAUGUCCCCCAUCUCAUCCACGUUGUUGAACCCCAUCAAAUUGGCCGUGACACAGCCCAACAGCAGCUUCUUUGCAGGGAUGCUACAGGGUGAGCUGAACAAGCUCAGUUUUUCCACGAUGAUCAAGAACACAGAUAAGGGGACACUGGCUCUCUGCCCCAGCUCAUCCAAGUCCCAAAUAGCCACUAGGGGCCUGCUGGACCUUGACAACCCUGCGCUGGACACAGACACGUCCUCAACACGCUCUGAUUCCUCUGUGGUCAUGGACGUGCCCGAGGCCCCUUACAUCUGUGAGCACACCGUCAGCGACACUACAGCUGUGAUUUCCUGGACCUAUUCCUUGGGCAAGAAGCAGGUCAGUUUCUAUCAGGUCCUGUUACAGGAGGUGACCAAGAAAAAAGAAGAGUCACCGUCCAAGGGAAAGAACCGUCCAUGGAUCUUCAACAAGAUCUUGGGUACCACGGUCAAGCUGAUGGAGCUGAAGCCUAAUACGAGUUACUGCCUCACUGUCCGUGCAGCCAACACAGCUGGGGUGGGGAAGUGGUGCAAGCCCUACAAGUUUGCAACUGUGGCCACUGACUUCAACAGCUUUCCCGAGUGCAACCCCAUCCAGAUCACCGUGCAGCGCAGGGAACCUCGUCGAAGAACCGUGUCCAUCGGGCUGGAGGACAUGCGGAGGCUGGAGGAUCUGGAAUACCUAUUUCCUUACUAA
Messenger RNA from Perognathus longimembris pacificus (Pacific pocket mouse), 969 nucleotides. RefSeq names its product fibronectin type III domain containing 8 (gene Fndc8). NCBI's taxonomy places the organism in Eukaryota, Metazoa, Chordata, Mammalia, Rodentia, Heteromyidae. The coding region runs from base 1 to 969 and encodes 322 amino acids. Gene Ontology annotation, cellular component: nucleus. Gene Ontology annotation, molecular function: protein binding. The transcript has 4 exons. The record is from RefSeq and is a predicted model, not a curated record.